AUGCUUCGUCGAAAUCCCACGCGCAUUCAUUUACGACCAGAGGACGUCGAAUCCGUCGAGAAACUGCGUGAACUUUAUCAACAGAAGAAAACGCUUGCUAAGGGUAAACGCAAGGGCACUGAAAUAGAUAGAGAGAUAAUGUCGUUAUCCAAUCAAGAUUCCUCGGUCAAUGAGCAGUCGCUUUCGAACAAUGACUUUACAAAGAGCAGCAUGCCGUUUGAUUACAUGAUGGCCACUCGUGCCCAGAGGGCAAAGUGGAUAAAUGACGACACUUCAGGUGAAUUUUCUCUCAAGGUUUGUUGGGCCGCUGUUACGUUUUUCAGGCAUGACGAUUGCAAAUUUACAUGCGCCUUGAUAAGGGCUAUUACAAUGGGAAAACUCCAGGAGGCUAAUCCAGAGUAUGAUGUUAUGUCCAAAUAUGUUGACACAAGUCAGAGCUCCAAACAUUUCCGAUAA
Messenger RNA from Paraglomus brasilianum, 456 nucleotides. NCBI's taxonomy places the organism in Eukaryota, Fungi, Glomeromycota, Glomeromycetes, Paraglomerales, Paraglomeraceae. The record is from the annotation of a GenBank genome assembly.